UUUUAUUUAAAGCUUUAAGAGAUAUUCUAAAGAUGAGAAGACAGAAAUCACAAAGCAGAAACAAAAAGGUCCCAAAGAAAAAAAGAGAGUAAAAAUCUCUCUAAAUUGAAAAAAAAAAACAGAGCUUUUUUGCUUCAUCACCUAAGAGGAAUAAACCUAGUGGACCGACGGAAACAACCACAACCACAAAUACGUGGUCUAUAGUGAUUAACCUUCUUGCAAGUCAUCGAAAACUCGGCUAAGCUUGAGGAUUCUGGAUCUAUCUUAAUCAGACUCAAGGACGUUUGUGCAGAAAUUGGAGGCUCAAGGUAUGUGGACAAAGUUUUAAUGGACCUGGAACGUGAGCGCAAUGAACUGUACAAGAGGAAACUGAAAGACGCUACAGAAGACAGAGACGACAAGAUACAAGAGAUAAUUUCUACUGAAUCAGAAAUAGGUGACCUGAUAAACAAAUUGGGACAGGGCUCAUAUACUAGACAGCCUGAAGAAGGCCGGAACUUGAACGAGAAGCUUGCACCUAUUCGUGAUGCAUAUAAAGAGCUCCAGGGUAAGAUGUAUCAAAGAGAGGACGAGUUCAGAGACGUUCUUCUAAAAAUUGAGGAUAUCAAAUUUGCCUUGAAAGGUGUAGGAGGUCCUAAUGUUUCCUCGUUGAUUGCAUCUUUGUCGGACUACUCUGAUAUAAAGCUUGCACAUUAUUGGCAUGAGCUUGACAAACUUCAAACUGAGAAGAGCGAACGUGUGCAGCAGAUUAAUAGCCUCCGGAGUACUUUGAACUCAGAUUGUUCCGUACUUGGAAUGGACCCGACUGCGUCUGAUCUCCCAGGAGAAAGCAUAAGUAACAAAACAACUAAUCAUCUGAUGGCUGCAGUUGAAAAACUGGGGAAAAUUAAGAGAGAAAGAAUCGAAAGGAUUAGAAAGUUGGGAAUAACCUUGUCUGGCCUGUGGAUGUUGUUGAAAACAACCACAGAAGAUCAACAAAGGUUUCAACAUAUCAUCUCCAACUCCAACCGUGGUGCACUAGCCGGUAGUCUCUCUGAAGCUACCAUUAAAGAGGUUGAAGAAGAAGUUCACCGAUUACAAUUACUGAAGCUAAACAGUGAUAAACUUGUUCUCGCUAAAAGGGCUGAGCUGAAAAAAUUAUACAAGAACACACAUUUGUUGGCAAAUUCCGAAAUUGACACAUUGGACCUGGAGAAUCUUUAACAAGAAAUUUUGAAGAUCACCAAUGAUACCAUAAGCUGGAAAAGAAUGGUUAAAAAGUACGAGGAAUGGAAAGAUCACUGGACCGCAGAGAAUUCGCUUCCUGCUCAAGAGAUUGAUAAAGAUCGAUUCAACCUGCCGGCUCUUCGUAAUGAAAUAGAGAAAAAUCGUCAAAAGGCUGAGAAGCUUCCAGGGAUGUCUAAAAACCUGAUAUUGGAGACAAAAACUUGGGAAGAAGAUAAGGGGAUUGAAUUUCUCUACGAUGGUGUCCGUAUACUGUCUGAGAUUGAGGAGUAUAUGUCAACAGCUGCCACGAGAGAGGAAAUAUGGCGUCAGGAACGGGUCACAAAUAAGCUGGGUCAGAGAAAGUAGGCCGGUGGUGCAACUAUGAACCAACCAAAGACUAGCCUUCGGAGCAUAGCAAACUAGGAGGAGAAAGAUUUGGUUUCAAUGUUUGAACUUUGAAGGAAGAAAACAGAGUAGAGAGAAGAAACAAAACAGAGACAGUGUGGUUUUUUUUUUAGAUUCAAUAACAUGUGAGAAUAAAAUUAGGUUUAGGGAAUUUGAAAUCUUGAGUGGGGUGAUUUAGAUUUCUGAUGAAGCAAAGGGAGAGAGAUUCGAAGCUUAAAACCAUGUGUUCUUCUUGCACAUAAAAGAAGAAGUAUGAUGAUUAUGAAAUCUUGAGUGGGGUGAUUUAGAUUUGUGAUGAUGCCAUUAUGAGCAA
Molecule: messenger RNA, 1924 nt
Organism: Camelina sativa (false flax)
Lineage: Eukaryota; Viridiplantae; Streptophyta; Magnoliopsida; Brassicales; Brassicaceae
Product: 65-kDa microtubule-associated protein 3-like
Biological process (GO): microtubule cytoskeleton organization
Cellular component (GO): spindle; cytoplasm
Molecular function (GO): microtubule binding
Source: RefSeq, a predicted model, not a curated record